AUGGAAUUAAGAGAACAAUAAUUUUUAAAAAAUUCCUAAAGAAUAACAAUAUCAAUAAAUCAAAAAUCAUAAUAUAAUUUGGAAAACUAAAAUUUCUGGGUCUUUAAACAAUAUAUAAAAUUGUAAAGAAUAUCAAUUACUAAAAAAUUAUCUAUAAUAGGAUCAAGUAAAAAAGGAGGAAGCUUAAAUAAAAUUAAUACAAAUUCUUUAUUUUCUGGAUCUGGAGAAGGUAGAAUUAAUUUUUGGUAAUAUAAUAAUAAAGAAGAUUUUAUAUCAAAGUCUUAAUAAUUUCAUACUGGAGAGAUAAAUUGUAUGAUAUUAAAUAAAGAAGAGAAUUUACUUGUUAGUGGAAAUUCAGAAUAAUUAAUAAUUAUAUGGAAAGUUAAUUGUUAAUCUUAUGAGUUUGAAAAGAUUAAAACAAUUCAAGCUGACACUUAAGUUGAAGGUUUAGCUUUAAGUCCAUCUGAAACAAUUUUAGCAUAUACUGGUAAGAAUAAAUAAAUAAUAAAUGGUCUAUCAAAACAUAAGCUAUUAAAAUAACUAAUGAAUUAGGAUCAAGAAUUAGUUUUUUAAAUGAUACUUGUUUCAUAUGGGUUACUGGAGAAAAACUAGGUUUAGAUUCUAUAUGUAUAUUUGAAUAAUAAAAUCAUUAAUUUUUGGAGCAAGAAACAAAGAUAAAAUUAAAUGAAAAUAAAUAACAAUCGGAUUUUCAUUUAUUUGAUAUAAUAUAAAAUAGAGAAAAAAAUAUCCUAAUCAUCAAAUAGAAAUAAAAAAUAUUGAUUAUGAAAUAGAAUUACCAAGGAUAGCUUGAAAAAAUUGAAGGAAUUGAUUGUAAAACAGUAAAUACUUGUGGAACUUUAGCUCUUGAUGGCAGUUUAUUUAUAUAUUUUGAUGGAGGGAAAUUUUUUAUUUAUAAACUUUAGCUAAAAUGA
Messenger RNA from Paramecium sonneborni, 932 nucleotides. NCBI's taxonomy places the organism in Eukaryota, Ciliophora, Oligohymenophorea, Peniculida, Parameciidae. The record is from the annotation of a GenBank genome assembly.